This is a messenger RNA of Amoebophrya sp. A120, 1287 nucleotides long. NCBI's taxonomy places the organism in Eukaryota, Dinophyceae, Syndiniales, Amoebophryaceae. The record is from the annotation of a GenBank genome assembly.
AGACAGGACUUUUGGAAUCGUUGUCGCAUUAAACAAAAAUACCCGUGCAGGCCAAACCCUUAUUGUCGCCGGGACCCACAUCAAUAGACGGUAUCGAGAUCAUAUAAUUGUCCCCACUUAUGGGAAGUUACUCUGUGCUGGCAACUGGCAAGGAUGCGGGGACCUAGUGCAGCAAUACACACUGAAAAGUCCUGACUUUUUUACCUCCUAUUGCAACCUCCGAAUUUCACAUAUACCCUAAAUAAGUAUUUGCGAUCAUGCUAGAGGAUAUUCUGCCGGACGACGCAUCUCCUUUCCCAGGACUCCCGGAGCGGCGUCAUGCUUUCGUGAAACAAGAGCAAGAACGGGAUGCGGCGGGCGUCCGAGUGCUGAAGGCCGACCCUGACCUCCCGACCCGCAAGGGCCGGGCUGCUUUUAUUCACGACCGCCAUGCGCAACCUGAAGAAGUGUCCGUGGAAGAAGAGCUCGGGCGACGGCGAAAAGCGCACUGUUUGCACCGCGCGAAAGCUGGAUCGAGAGAAGCGAUAGACGGCGCAGUAAGUGGUGAUACUACAGCGGCCCAAGAUAAAAACACUCGUGCGAAGAACGAUGAAGUGUCGAUGCCGCUCGAUCACUCCGCGUCUUCUGUUCUGUCGUGCGCGGCGUUUCUCGAUCGGACAGACUCGCUCAAGGUGGCGGCGGAUGAGCGCAAAGAUGACCGGGCGAGCGGGCGCGACAGUCGGAGCGCACUCGCGGGAGCGGUGCGCAACACGCGAUCGCGACAAAGUUCGCCGACCGACAGUAUCGGCCGGGGCGUCACCAACACGGCCGGACCCGAGCUACGGUUGAUGCAGGGAAAGCAGCGAAGGAGCGUCGAGGCCCUCGGUGCGCAAGAACUCCUACGUCCCACCACGGGGUCCGCUUGUUCGGCUCCAGAGAGACCUCCUCAAACGCCCGGAGUAGACGAAGGCGCACUUUACGCAAGGCGCAGGCACGUCAACCCCGACGCCGGGCGGUCGCAACUGUGGUUGGACGAAGAUGACGCGGCCAGGAACAGCCCGCUGCACCACCUGCGGGUGCGACGGCAGCUGGCACCUCCUUCGGCGAGUGCAGCUGCACAGGGUGAUAUUAAGCAGAGCGGGAAGCUGCCCGCAAAUUACUGGGUUGGCGCUCGGUUCGCGCGAACGAACGCAACCGUCAUCUGACUUUUGGGUAUAAUUUAGCUACCCACUUUAACUUUUGUGUGCGCCCAAGCUGCGGAUGGGUUCUGUCCGUGUAAAUGUUUAGUUUUCUAUACACCAUUUCUUG